AUGAUGACCAAUAUACCCAAACCUCCUACCUCGCCUCAUUCACCAGAUGGCCCCAACGAACUACCUGGUACCGGCAUCGAUGAGCCUGCAUUACUUCAAGACACUACUAGUCCUACCAAUUUUCAGCUCUUCGAAGGGAAUGAGAAGCAAGAGCUGAAUCACCACGCCAAUGCAGAAGAAGUAGAAGAUGGUUCGGACGCACUUCAGGAGACGCCUAUGGCAAAGUCACUUCUUUCCAAGACUUUUAGCACCAGUGUCACAGAACCGUCUCUACUACAGAAUACCAUGCAUAUCUCUCGGCCUACGAACCAUGAUUCUGGUAUUGGUUUCCUGGAAUUUGCAUUUCUGCCGAGGCAAGCCCCAAAGCCAACAAGUUAUGCCCACCAACGCACACACACUGAUAGACCGUCCAUUGUGGAUGACAAGCAGCCGGAAGGCAACAAUGCCAAUGCAGGCUACAUCCCUGCUCACGUCCCUGCGGAACAUGUCCAGCCCGUGACAACCGAAGAACAUACUCUCACCCUUGGAGAACCCAAUCUACAAGACACGAGUCAUCAUCCUCGAGUCCUGGGAGCAAGCUUUUGUCCCUCGAAUCUGUCAAGACCAACACCCGCAAUAUCUGAGCAUUGCUCAUCCGACAAAGAAUACACAGUCGAUGAAACCAUUCAACAACCGGCUCUUGAACGCCCCGGAGGUCUCCCUCCCAUGACGGCUGAUGCGUUCAGCACGGUGAGUGCCGAUGCUGAACCAAGAUCUUCUCCCAUGGCCGACAAGCCUACAAUCUUCAAAGACAUAUCCAGGAGGGCUUCCGAGGCAGCAGAUGCUCCUCAAAUCUAUACUCCAAGAACAGUGUCCGGGACUUCUCGUGGGCGAGCGGUUUGUGAUUCGCGAGUGUCGAAACGAUCAAGACAGCAGCGUUUUCCGAAGACCCAGCCUUCUCAUACAAACACAGGAGCUUUUGCGUGUGCACCACCGCCGUCUGAGGAAGACUUACUCUACCUUCUCAUGGCUCGUGCCAGAGAAAACCACCAGAAGAACACAACAUUUUUAGAACUGCAGGAAAGUUAUGCUGUCUUACACGCAGAAAACAAGGAGCUACAGACCGAACUUCAUCAAGCUUCCCAAGCAUACAUAGCAUCUGAUGAGAAACAAAAAACCAUCAGCGAGCAUCUUGAGUGCUUUAAGCAAAAGUACUACAAGCUCAAAAAAUGGGCAAUCGAAGCCAACGCCGACUGUCUAGCUCUUCAAACACAAUCCAACCAUCUGAACCGUUCGAUCGCCGAGAUAUCACAGGACAAGGAUACCCUGAAGACCGAUAUCAAGCAAUUGCAACAUUCCCAGGAGCAUGCAUCCUGUCAGAUGACGGGCCUCCGGUCAUCGAUCGUCGACAUCAAGACUUUAGCACAAGAAUCUCUAGAGCAAUCGUGGAAAAAUGAAGGUCUUAUCAUGGCCAAGACUGAACAACUUCGGAGAGAGCAAGCGAGAAGCGAGAAACUCGAGGGAUACAUCUCUCAGAUGGAACGACACAAGCGCUCCUAUGAUAAUCGAUACCAACAAGACAAUCAGCGGGUCAGUGGUCAUCUAAAAAUGAUCUCUGAGGCUGUAACAAUGCUCAAAGAUAGCUGUCAUUCCUCAAAAACAGAACACGUCAAACUCAUGAACUCUCUCGCACGGUGUGAAGCAUCUCUCACCCAGGAACUAGCAUCAAAGUCAGAUCUGUCACACCUCCAAGACCAGCUCGUGGAUCUGAUCAAGUCAGUUGAAGACAGUCCACUGAUUCUAUCUGCAGCGUUGCAUUCACGCUUCGAUUCCUUGGAGCAGAGUUUGGAUGCCACUUCCUCUCGUCUCACUUCUGCCCAACAAUGUCAUGCAGCAGAUGUCGAUAAUCACCUAAAGCAACAAGCAUCAGAAGCAACUACAAGCAUUGAUAUUCUGAAACAGGUCCUGACUCAAACCAUAGGCAACAAAAGAAGCAUCAAACGGCUGGCUACUGAUCGCACUCAAGAGCAGCUGAAGAAUCUUACGGAGCAACUCGAAACGUGCCAACAAGAGCUUCAGAAGGUCAAUUCAGACGCGAUAGCCUUCGAAUCUCGAAAGGAAAUUGACUGCGCAAGGAUCAAAUCCCUUGAGAUGCAACUCAAUGUUGCAAUGACAGCCGAAAAGGGUGCUAGGCAGGAAGUUGAAAAGGCACAAAAUGAACUCCAUGCCAUGAAAGUGAGCCGAACUGAUGCUCUGACAAAGUGUGAUGAGCUUCAAGAGGCACUCAAACAAGGUGUUGAUAAGAAUGAACAGUCCGCCGCUCAACUUCAGCUACUGAAGUCACAGAAGGACAUCUGGGAGACAAAGGCGAGGACUUUCGAAUCCGACUUGACAAGCUCUCGACAGGUGUGCGAAGCGACGAAAACUCGACUUGUUGAGAGCGAGGCUAGAGUACACACCGCAGAGGCUCAAUUGAAUUCCUUGUCCAAGAUACAGCAUGACCUCGACGCAGCCAAUUCCACCAUCAGUGCAAUACGUCUUGAAGAACGCUCGUCCAAAGAGCAUGCCGCAAGGCAGGAAAAACUUGCAAAGACACUGACCUUAGAAGUACAAGAUCUGAACUCGCAAGUGACAGCUCUGCAGAAACAACUUAGCGAAGCAGAGGCACUUCACAGUGUGAUUGAGGAUCUAAAGGUAGACAGUCAGGCCAAGCAAGAUCUACAACUUGAAGUGGGUUUAAAGGAAGCAGAGAUCUGUCAGCUCGAGCAAAUGUUAUGUGAAUCUCGGGAAACACUCGAAAAAGUGGCCGAGCUUGAGCACAAUAACAGCCGUUUAAGAGCUGCAGAGUCUGCACUCAUUGAUGAAUUGAAGGUUGCUCGUGAACUAGGCCGCCAGAGCGAAGAACUUACAGAAGCCAUCAACGCAAGAGACGUAACAAUUGAAAAACUCAAAAGGGAGGUAGCAGAGUGGCCUACCAUGCAAAUGCAACUUUCACAGUUGAAGGAGGAGGCUGAUCGGAAGAAUCACCAGAUCGCGCUCUUACAAAGUCAGAUUCGAAGUCAAGAAUAUCAAGCUGCCUCCGUUGGAGCCACUGAGAUCGUCCCAACAGCCCAUCCCACAAUUCCACUCAAGAGAGCAGCAGAUCGUUCUAGUUACAGCUUUGGCCCGAAACACAUACAACGAGUAAACGCUUUUUUACACGAAGAUGAAGACCCUAUCCAAGCCACAGGCCUGAUCAACGAUACGUUUCCGGACCAAAGUCAGGCAGAUUUGCGAGAGCCUCAGAGCACAUUCAGCAUCAUCACAGAGACGCAGCUGGAGUCUCAAGAGAUUUUCAAGGAGAUGCCACCAGAGUCCUACCCCAAACAGAAGACUGCGCCCUCGCUUGAGCUGACUGCCAACGGAGGAGUGUCCCCUUUGACAGAAAUCGAUGACGAACUCCUGGACGCUAUCUUGAACAUGACUACUCCUUUGACCGAAGCAACACCAGUAGCACCUGACACGCAUCCCACGAAUCCGACCUCGGCCCCUGUGGACAGUCAAGGUCUCAAACAGCGACCGGCUUCGAGCUCAUAUGGUUCGAUUGAUCAGAUGCUUUUGGAUCACGGCACACAAUCUGAUACCACGAGCAAAUCACGUUUGAACCAGAGCAAUUCAUACUACCUCCCUGACUCGGCAAUAGGCGAUGCCAGAAGUCGAGAAAAGGUGAAGAAGACCUCUCCGAGACGACUCCGCAGCUCACAUUUAGCGAGAAAAGAUAAGAUGGCGGGGUCUGAGGAAGGGUUUGAUUUUGAAGUCGACCGAGUGUCUACUCCAUCGCGGCCACGUGAACGUCAUCAACCUAAUUCUGCGGUGAAACGACAAGGAGAUCAUCAAGAGGCCACUGUCACACCAGACCAACCAACCAAACGUGUCAAGAGAACAUCGGCGAAUGGGAAAGGCAAUGGUGCUAGUAAUGUUCAAGUCGAUGUGAAAACCAGCAAGAAGAGCCCCAAAAGGACUAUUCUCACGUUUCGCAGAAGCAGUAUUGUUGGCACCAAUGCGCCUGCUCCGGACAGAAAUCCAAAAGGAGCCAGAGCUGCGAAGAAAGGGUCGCGCCAGGACAAGUACUCGGCCAGAUUUUCUGCAGCUACAUGA
Exophiala mesophila is the source of this 4116-nucleotide messenger RNA. RefSeq lists its product as uncharacterized. Lineage: Eukaryota; Fungi; Ascomycota; Eurotiomycetes; Chaetothyriales; Herpotrichiellaceae. The transcript is spliced from 3 exons. Bases 1 to 4116 code for a protein of 1371 amino acids. The record is from RefSeq and is a predicted model, not a curated record.